AUGGUUCGACCUCCAAGCGAUCGUACGAUCCCACCUUUCCUUCGUUCGACCUCCUCUUCGCACGCCCACGUAAAGAAAAACGCUAAGAAAGAAGAAGAAAAAGUUCGUCGACCUCCUCCUCCCACGUCACACGUCCCUCUCCAAGUCUCCCCCACCUCUCGCCCCAGAUCCGUCUUGUCCACGCCGAGCAGUUCCUCAUCGCCAACGCUGCCGCCGCCGGUCGAGAUCCCACGGUCCCCGGCCACCCCCGACGCCCCGGCGCCGUCGGAGGACGUGCUGCUGCGAGUCCCCCAGCGCAGCCACCCGCUGGCCGCCGGCGACCUCUCCCUCCACCGCAUCCGAGCCGGAGACACCUCCCUGGCCGCCAUCGCGUCCCUCGACGCCGUCCAGUGGCCGCUGGCCCGCGACGUCGUGGCCGUCAAGCUCGACCCCCGCCACUACUCCUUCUCCUUCGCUGUCCCCGCCUCCCCCGACGACCCGGCCCCCGACCCGCUCCACUACGGCCUCACGCUCUCCGUCCCCGACCCGCGCCUCGACGCCCUGCUCGACGCCUACACCAGGUUCUCCGCCCACUCCGUCGCCGGCAGCGAGGGUCUGGCUUACGGGGUGCGCGGCGAGGUCGAGGCCGCCGCGUACUGGACCGUCGUCGCGCCCAACGUCGAGGAGUACGGCAGCGCCGUCGCCAGGGCCAUCACGUCCGGCGCCGAGAACGUCGCCAAGGGGAUCCUCUGGUGCGGGGUCAUGACCGUGGACAGGCUCCGCUGGGGGAACGAGGUGCUCCGAAAGAGGAUCCAGCCCGGCGAUACUGAGGCCGAGGUCAGCCCGGAGAUGCUCAGUCAGAUCAAAAGGUAG
Molecule: messenger RNA, 852 nt
Organism: Hordeum vulgare subsp. vulgare (domesticated barley)
Lineage: Eukaryota; Viridiplantae; Streptophyta; Magnoliopsida; Poales; Poaceae
Product: senescence/dehydration-associated protein At4g35985, chloroplastic-like
Exons: 1
Coding region: 1-852 (283 amino acids)
Cellular component (GO): plasma membrane
Source: RefSeq, a predicted model, not a curated record